AUGUCAGGCGAAUCAGAUAAAAUAUCUACUGAUCAGUAUGGUAGAAGAAAAUGGAAUGUGGACUUAUAUGAGAAGGAGGCUAAAGAUAGAAAGAAUCAGUCAACUCAACCUACUUUAGCAACAACAACAACUAACCAAAUUAAUGAUCAUUCAUCAUCACUGGAAUAUAUAGAACAUAGAAACAAACUAUUAAAUGAGCUGAUAAAUGCAGUCAAACAAUAUAGUUUAAUAAAUCCACAAACUUCAACGUCGACAACCACGUUUGGCAAAAAUAAAAGAUUUGGGUUUUUCUGUCCAAUAUGUGACGUUUCCUUCAGAGACAACUUAUUAUUGAUUGAUCAUUUAAAUUCACCUCAACAUGUAAGCAAAGCUAAACUGAUGAAUUUGGGUAUUGAUAAUAAUAGUGCUGAGCAAGAAUUAUUAGAGAAUGGAAUACGAAGAGCAUCAUUACAAGAAGUGGUACUGACAAUGGAAAGGCUUAUAGCGAAAAGCAUAAAUGAAAAAAGCAAUUCUGAAGAUGGGAGAACAGGACUAACGUUCAAUCAACGUGUAGAAAAGAGAAGAGAAUAUGAAGAUAGAAAGAGAAGUAAAAGGGCAGAGCGGAAACAAAUUCAAAAGCAACGUAAGAAACAAAAAACGACAAGUGAUGAUGAUAAAGAGAAAGAGACUAACAUCAAUAUCAACAAUCUAAUGGGAUUUAAUAGUUUUGGGUCAACAAAGCUUAGCUAA
This is a messenger RNA of Candida albicans SC5314, 729 nucleotides long. RefSeq names its product U4/U6-U5 snRNP complex subunit. The coding region runs from base 1 to 729 and encodes 242 amino acids. The transcript has a single exon. Gene Ontology annotation, cellular component: spliceosomal complex; U4/U6 x U5 tri-snRNP complex. The record is from RefSeq and is a predicted model, not a curated record. Gene Ontology annotation, biological process: mRNA splicing, via spliceosome. Lineage: Eukaryota; Fungi; Ascomycota; Pichiomycetes; Serinales; Debaryomycetaceae.